AUGCAACUAUUUGACGGGUCAGCUUGUAUUGGUAUUGAUGGUUGGGGGCCGACUUCUAAAUCUUCUCAUCCAGAAGAAGAACUAGAUGAUCCCGAAUUGAAUGAAGAUGAUGAUAGCCAACAACUAAAGAAUUCCUCUCGUGCAUCACAAGAAACAAUAGUUCCAACACAAGAAUGUUCCUUAGGCUCUCAACAUAAAAGUAAAAAAAGAAAAGAUCGAACAAACACUCACAACAUUAUGACUGUUGCGGAUGAUAUAUUCAACAUUACUAACAUAAUGAUUGAAAAAACCAAAAGAGAUCAUAUGAGUGCUUGCAUUGAGAAGUUGGAGAAAGUUGUAAGCGAUACACAAGACCCGAUGUAUCAGACUGCACUUUUGCUAUUUGGUGAAAGUUUUGAUUUGAGGAAAUUUGGGUCCAGAAUGAGGUCCAAGCAGAUCAGGGUCCAGAAUGAGGUCCAAGCAGAUCAGACAAAAACACCAACAACAGUACCAUCAACGGUAUCCACAGAGAGAACAAACGACCCUCCUUCCCCUAAUUAUCUCGCAAACUUAGGCCUCGGUUAUUCAAUCGUCAUCGCCCUUGGAUUCCUUGCCCUCCUCUCCACCGUCCUCCUAGCCUCCUACAUCUGUUGCCGCUCCUCCACUCCCAACACCACCGCCUCUCCCGACUCCGAUGGAAUCACUCUCCCCAGGAUCAUUUUCGUCGCCGAAGACGAGGACAACGGGAACGCCGUCGUGGGGCUCGACCAGGCCGUUAUAAAUUCUUACCCCAAGUUCCAGUUCGGUAAAGAUCAACCGUCCGCCGCUGGCCCCGGUGAGGUUAACACGACGUGUUCGAUUUGCUUGAGCGAGUAUAGAGAUUCGGAGACGUUGAGGAUGAUGCCCGAGUGUAGGCAUUAUUUCCAUGUUCCCUGUGUCGACGCUUGGUUGAAACUUAAUGGGUCUUGCCCCGUCUGUCGGAACUCCCCGCUCCCGACUCCGCUUUCUACACCUUUGCCGGAAGUCGUUCCUUUGUCCCAGUAUGCUGCCGAUCACAGGACCCGAGUAUAA
This is a messenger RNA of Hibiscus syriacus, 1050 nucleotides long. RefSeq names its product E3 ubiquitin-protein ligase TTC3-like. Gene Ontology annotation, biological process: protein ubiquitination. The record is from RefSeq and is a predicted model, not a curated record. Gene Ontology annotation, molecular function: transferase activity. The transcript has 5 exons. Lineage: Eukaryota; Viridiplantae; Streptophyta; Magnoliopsida; Malvales; Malvaceae. The coding region runs from base 1 to 1050 and encodes 349 amino acids.